GCGCGCGGCAGACGGUCUUCGCGCGCCGAGCUCUACGGUCGUGAUUCGACUCUGGCGAUCGACUUGUUCUCUUUUUAUCUCUUAGUGUGCUCCAUAACUCUAAAUAAUAAAUAAUUCCUCGUCAUUAUCAUUCUCGUUAUCAUAAUAUCAUUAUCAUUAUUAUUAUCGCCGUCAUUAUAUAUAUUUUUUUUUAUUAUUAAUAAUAAAUAUCGUCAGAAGAGAAAUAUUAAAACGUAAUCGUUCGUGCGUCGUAGAUAUAAGGGAAGAAGAUUAUAUAUAUAUAUACAUAUAUAUAUUAUAAACAUUAUAUGUAUAUAUAUUAUAUAUAUAUAUGUAAUAAUAAUAUCGUCGUUCGCGCCUCGGUUUUGUUACGACGAAUUUUGUGUGAUCGAUCGAACAUAAACAAACAAGUUUUUUACGACCUCGUCCUUCACCUCUGAUCAACGAAAAUUUUCUACGGCUGUUGGAACAUAGAAAAUAUACGUUUGUUGUUAAUCUUCACGGACAUAAAAGAAAAAGAGAAGGAAGAAGAAGAAGAAGAAGAAGAAGUAACAGUAGUAGAAGAAGAGAAAGAAGAGAAAUAAGAAGAAGGAGAGGAAGGAAGAAGAGGAGGAAGAAGAAGAAAAAAAACAGUGAGAGUUUGGUGAUGUGCGCGAAAUCAACGAAACCAGCAGCAUUCACGAUGUCGUCGUUCCUCUGGAUCUUCGCCCUGCUUUAUCCAUCGAUCAUUCAAGGUAACAAAACGUUCUCGAUUCAGCGUGUUAAUCUAAUAGAAGGAAACGACGGGAUGAUUAUUUCAGCAACAAGACCGCCAAUAGUCGACAUCGAACCAAAGGGCCAAGCGGUAGUACGUUUGGGUGAUAGUCUAAGGAUCAUGUGUACGAUGGGUUCGCCAUUGCAAAUCUGUCGCGUUGAGAUACACGGUGAAAGCAGCAUGAUUCUCAGGCCGAAUCAAUCAUCGGACGAUGGUAUCGAGUAUUAUGGGGAGGGUACUAAUAAAGGUCAAUGCGGUGUGCACAUCUUUAAAGUGAAGGAGCAACACAAUGGAAUCUUCAGGUGUGCUUUAACACCGGAAGAUCGUCGUGUAGAGAGCAACGCCAGCGUUAACAUAGUCGUUGCUAAACCACCAAACAAUCCAGAACUACAUACGAGUCUAGGACACUAUGGUAGAUACGAAUAUCAAAAAGGACAAAAAUUGGAGAUCAGCUGUAGUGCCUCUGGUGGACGACCAGCUGCGAACGUAUCUCUAUAUCUUGACGACGAACCACUUGGCAAUGACGAGAGACCAAUCAUCUAUGAAGACCCGAGCAUGAACGAAGUAUCUAUGGCAGUACAAAAUGCUUCACGUAGCUUGGAUUGGACCGAUAACAGCAAGACUUUAAGAUGCAUAGCCAAUCAUAUCGCUUUGGAUAAACCAAAAGAGAGUAAAAUGCAGCUUCAAGUUUACUAUCCGCCACAACCACAACCGGUCAUCGAACAUUUUGGAUACGUAAUCGGCCAAAAGGGUACAGUAAACGUAACAGUUUACGCUAAUCCAAGGCCACGUUUCUUAUGGCGAGUAAAUGGCGAGAAAAUCGAAGAAGGCCGUCCAGAUGAAAGCAAUCGUCUUGAAACAUCCACUGCCGUAGAGUUGGGUAACGGCGCGUGGCUCGUAGUAUUAACUAUCGAUAGCGUUCAAAAGUCCGACACACAGAAGGAAUACAUCUUGGAAGCUCACAACAAGGAAGGAGCUUACGAAUACCGUAUCGUUUUGUCAACGUCCCCAGAACCAGCAGGAGCGUUCAGUCACUUCUAUGGUAAGCUCUCCGAACACAUGCACGCACUAGCGGAAAAAGUCACCGAUUACGUGGAACUUGUAAAGCAACGUUUUUCCGUUGAGUCCAACUUGAACAGUGUCGAUCUCGAUGCUGGAUCAAUCAUCGGUAUCGUCGUUGGUGCUUUGGUACUGAUUCUCAUCGUGUUCCUGGUGAUUUUCGCUCGAGCAACCGGUCGCUGGUGCUUCGCAGCGAGGCGGCGUGGCGACGAGGAAGCUGCCGGUGGUAUCAGCGCCGGAAGUGAGGCACACAUAACGCCUGCUGAUGACGAGGAAGAAGACGAAGAAGACCCAAGGAUCAUCGAUGAAAAAAUACCACAAGGUGGCCAGGAAAACCCGAUCCAUGCGAGCACCGAGUACGUCAAUGGCCGUACUAACGAUUUUAAGGAUACGAAAAAGGACGAGAAGACGGAUACACCUGUCUAAUGAUAUUUCUAAUAAUCUCGAUAAAGCGAUGACCUUUCAAACAUUCCCUCGAUCGCCGGAUGCUACAUCCUAAUACAUGUACACGAACAUAUACACGGACACACACACAUACAUACAUACAUACAUCUCUUCCCCUCUACCUCUUCGCCUCUUCCUCUUAUUCUCACUUCCUCCCUCGACCCCUUUUAUUAUUAAGCUCUACCAUCAUCCCCCAUCUUUAACCUCCUCCAUCUUUUCUCUCUCCCCCCCUUUUUUUUUGUUUUUUUUUUCGACGACGAGGAUAAGAUCUUUUUUUUUUCCUCUCGUUGUUUUUUUUUCUCUCUUUUUUUUUUCUUUUUUUUUUUCCUUUUUUUUUUCUACCCCUUGGAGAAGCUUUCUUUCACGACGAUAAUAAUUAUUAGAAGACAAAACGGACCUAGCAAUUUGUAUUAUGUAUAUUGAUUGUACACUUAAAUGUCGAAAAAAGUCGAACGAGACUUUGCUCUCUCUAUGCAGUUUGCUCUCUAUUCAUGUUUCUUGCUUUUUUUUUUUGCGUUGCUUUCUUUCUUUCUUUCUAUCUUUCUUUCUUUUUUUUCGUUAUUCUAUGAUAAAUCAAGACUGGUGACUAAUGACAGGCAUUUUUUUGGCCUAUUCACUUUUGAAAAUUAUUAUUCGUAGCUCUUGGAUAAACAUAUAUGUAGGAUGAGGGUUUAUCUAUUUGUAUUAUUCUAAUGCCGAGCAGCAGCCUCAAUUUUUACAACAUUUUUCUAUGUGAUCUUUGAAAAAACAAAAGAAAGAAAAAAAAAUGAAUAAAAAGAAAAAGAAAAAAAUAUAUACAUAGAAUAUAUACAUUUUAUCGAUAGUUCGACGUAAAACAAUAGACUUUUGACGCUCAUUUCUUUCGUAAUAUUAAUUCCUGAUAUUCUAAUGAUCACGAUGUAUCGUCGAGAAAAAUAUUUCAGAUUAGAAUUCUUUGAAAGCUAAGAUGAGCGAAGAAAACACGUUCGACUUUUUAAAUUGCAUUUUCUAUGCUAUCAUUAUUUCUAAGUAAAUAUAUUAUCAAUACGAUCUUUUUCUCCGAAGGAGAACUACCGGAUAAUAACGAUAACAAAGAAACAAAAUUUUCCAUAAUUAUAGAUUGUUUUGCAAUAAAGAAUUUGUCCUUCAGAAAGAGAGAGAGAGAGAGAGAGAGAGAGAAAGGGAGAGGAAACAAGAAAAAGAGAAGAGAGAGAGAGAGAAAGAGAGAGAAAUAUUCGCCGGCGACAGCUCUGAUUAAUUCUACGUGUGUUGUAUAUAUUAAACAUACAUAUAUAUAUAUAUAUAUAUAAAUAUAUAUAUACAUAUAUUAUAAAUAAUUACAAUAUGAAACAUUAAAAUAAUAGCGAUUGAAUAUAUAUAUAUGUGUGUGUGCGUGUGUGUGUAUAUAUAUAUAUAUAUAUAUAUAUAUAUAUAUAUAUAUUUCUGCGUCGAGGCACUUGGCAUGCAACUCGAAAAUGUAAAACUGAUACUUAUUUAUCCAUUUGCAAUCCAACUGCCGAAAACACAGGUCGUUAUUCCAUAAAUUUGAGAAAAAAAAAAUUAUUGGUCAGAGUAUUAUAAUGAUAAGGUUUACUUAAAGAUAAAAAAUGUAACAAAAAAAGAAAAAAAAAAAAAAAGAAAAGAAAAUAGAAAAAAUAACGAAAGAGAAUGAAUGAGCGAAAGAUUAAGAUGACAAAAAGAAGUAAAAAGAAAAAAAAAAAGAAAGAAAAGAUAGAAGAAAGAUGGAAAGAAAGUUGAUGAUAAUGAUGAUGACGACGACGAUCGAAGUCGUGAAAAGUGGACGCAUUUUUUUCGUGACGUUUGAUCAUAGAAAAAAAAACUACUUUGACAAAAAGUACUGUCUACGGAUCGAAGUUGGAAAAAUGACGAUGAUGAUGAAAAAAAAAAAUAAAAAGAAGAAAAAAAAAACAAGUAAGAUUAAAUACAUUCAUAGGUACGUCGGAUAUAUGUUGCCAAUAGGUACUUCGUAUCGUGUUUGCGAUGUCAAAACGUUGUUUGAGCCAUUACAGAGGCUGAAGCUCUCACACUUUUUCUGGAUAUAUCACAAUUUUAUUAGUUUAAUAUCUAUAGAUAAUAAUAUCUCUUGGAAAUAUAUGUAUUAUAUAUAUAUAUAUAUAUAUAUAUAUAUAUAUAUAUAUAUAUAUAUAUACAUAUAUAUACAUAUGAAACACAUCACAGUCACUCAUCUACUUUCGACGACGCAUAUCUAAUAAGAUAUUUAUUUAAAAAAAUUGAAGUACGAGCGAGAAGAUGAGAGAAUGGAAUAAAAAAAAAAAAAGAAAAUGAAAAUGAGAGAGGCAGAAUGAAUGCAAAUAAACGUGAAAAAGAUUUUUCUGUCCACGGUUAACAUGAAUGAACGAACGAACAAACGAACGAACGAACGAAUGAAAAUAAUGUCAAUGUUUUUUUUCUCUUCUCCUCUCCUUUCUUCUUCUCUCCUCGCAGAUCUUCUUUAAAAAAAAAAAAAAAAAAGAAAAAGAAAAAGAAAAAGAAAAAUGUGUGGACACUGAUAUAAUGCAAUUGAUUCGAUAAAAAGUUCAUUUCAUUCAUAACAAUUCAUUCUUUUUAUCAUUAUUUACUCGUUGAAGUGGAUGCGUGACGAAACUUAUAAGACUAAAAUAAAAAAUCAGUUCAAACAGGUCCAACUACGCAGUAAUGAUUUUCACAGAUCACUGCCAAAGUAUAUACAUUGAAAAGAGGAAGAAGAAAAAAAAUUUAAGAUAUAUACAUACAUACAUACAUACAUACAUACAUACAUAUAUAUAUAUAUAUAUAUAUAUAUAUAUAUAUAUAUAUACAGAAUUUACCGGAAUAAUAAAAAUAAUUGAAAAGAAAAAAAAAAGAACUAAAAUAAAACUAUACACAUGCCAUUUAAAUCAUUAAAAAAAAAAAAAGAAAAAGAAAAAAAAGAAAACUAUGACUUUUUUCUGCUAUCCCUAAGAUGAUCGUGAUCUUUGAUAGAUAGAUCGCCGACUCGAUUUUGAUCUGAUUUUGAUCUGAUUAGAAAUUAACGCUAAUACUAUUAAGGAAUUUUAAGAUUAACGAUUUAAUCAAAUGAAAAUAAUUGUAACUAUUUAAUAAAUCGAAAUGAUAUUUGACAAAACGAUCUUGCAAAUAUAAAUUAAAAAGAGAUGAUAAGCCAUUCUCCGUGUAAUGAUAUUAUCAGGGGACAGUGAAAAUGUUCAUGGUUGUUUAGAGAAAAAAAAAAAAGAAAUAAGAAAAAAGGAAAAAAAAAAAAGAUUUGUUCUCACCGUACAAUGUUCGACCUAUUCUCAGCUUGUUGUAGCAACUGAAAUUACCUAAAAAGUACGAAGAUACGCUUAUGGAUUAACGUAAAAAUGGAAUAUUUGCGUAAAAAUGGAAUAUGUUUAAUGUGUACAUUCUUUGUGGUUCAUUUAUAGUUCUAGCGACAACUUACUAUUACUUAUUAACUUGUAAUUCAUUUUUACUCUCCAUAAAAUAUUAUUAUUAUUAUUAUUAUUAUUAUUAUUAUUAUUAUUAUUAUAUUUUAAUAUUAUUAUAUAUUAUUAUUAGUAUUAUUAUUAUCAUUAUUAUUAUUAUAAUUAUUAUUGAUAUUAUUAUUAUUAUUAUUAUUAAUAUUAUUAUUAUUAUUCUCAUUAGUAUUAUUAUUGUUAUUAUUAUUAUUAUUAUUAUUAUUAUUAUUGUAAUUAUUAUUACUCGUAAUACUAAUUACUUAAAUUCUCUCAAUAAUCAUGCUACGAGGACAAGGACUGUAUAGACUGUAUACUUUUUGUAUACUUUGUACUUUUGAUAUUAACAAAUUCGCGUCAAUUCGUUUCUAAUAUCGCUCUCUUUCUCUCUUUCUCUUUCUCUCUCUCUCUCUCUCUCUCUCUCUCUCUCUCUCUCUCUUUCUAUCUACCUCUCUCUCUUUCUUUCUAUCUAUCCAUCUAUCUAUCUACCUAUUUAUCUAUCUAUCUAUUUAUCUAUCUAUCUAUCUAUCUAUCUAUCUAUCUAUCUAUCUAUCUGUGUUUUCUAUCGCAAAAAAAGAAAAAAAGACAUACUCGAUGCUCGCAGUUCUAGACAUGAAUUAAUAUGAAAAAAAUUUGUGAAACGUAUUAUAAACAGAUUAUUACUAUAAUGACUAUAAAAAGCAUGAUCGUUGGCCAUACAAUGGAAUAUAUAUAGAUAUAUUAUAUAUAUAUUUAUGUUAAUAUAUAAGAUUCUAGGUAAUAAAAUAAAAAAUAAAAAAAUUAAAAAAAAUUAAAAAUAGAAAAAUACAAAGAAGUAAAAACGGCGACGACGACGAUGACGACGACGAUAAGGACGAUAAUGAUGAUGAUGAUGAUAAAUACCUGAUACUGGUGUUCUCUGAAACAUUUUAAAGGAGAUCCGAGAUUCGUGAACGAAUGCUUUUACUAAGAGCGUCGUAAAAAUUAAUUUUCGUAUCAAUAUAAAAUCAAUAAAAAGAUCCGAAAGAAAAAAAUCCCGAUAUAUGAGUAUGACUAAAGUGUUCGGGGAUCGAGUCAAUUGUUGACAAAAUCAAAUUAAUUUCGUAAUUUACUAUUAUUAUAUUCCUUUUGAAUAUGGAUUUAAGAAAAAGAAACGAAUAAAAGGAUAUAAAAAGAAAAAACAAUGAAUAAAAAUGCUCGAUCAUUCCGUAAAGAGGGCCCAAAAAAUUAUGUAAAACGGCAUUUAAGAGACACACCUUAAAAAAAAAAAAGGAGAAGGAAUACUUUCAGAGAUCGCUAAUUUAUCUCUUUAAAAGUAUAAUAAUAAAAUAAUAAUAAUAAUAAUAAUAAUAAUAAUAAUAAUAAUAAUAAAUAAUAAUAAAAUAAUAAUAAAAUAAUAAUAAUAAUAAAAUAAUAAUAUAAUAUAAUAUAAUAAUAAUAAUUAAUAAAAGAGAAAAAAAUUAACAAAAAGAAAAAAAGAAUAAAUAAAAUAAAAAAGUUUUAAUGUUAUAUCGUGGUCGAUUAAACGAUAAGAGGUCAACAAAUAUACAUACACACAAAUACACACACACACACACAAAUAGAAAAACACACCAACGCAUACGAACUAAGAAGACCAUAUAUAAUGACGGAAAUUUAGAUUGUAAGAACACACAUUUUGUAUCUGUAAUUGUAGAUACAAUGCAAGAGAGAGUAGGCAAGAGUAAAUAAAUCUAACUAAGAAUUCAAA
This is a messenger RNA of Vespula vulgaris, 7396 nucleotides long. RefSeq names its product fasciclin-3 (gene Fas3). Lineage: Eukaryota; Metazoa; Arthropoda; Insecta; Hymenoptera; Vespidae. Gene Ontology annotation, cellular component: cell-cell junction. Gene Ontology annotation, biological process: cell-cell adhesion. The record is from RefSeq and is a predicted model, not a curated record. Gene Ontology annotation, molecular function: cell adhesion molecule binding. The transcript has 11 exons. The coding region runs from base 647 to 2239 and encodes 530 amino acids.